AUGGGUCACGAGACGAUGGAAUGUUACCGCCAUGUGUUUCCUCUGAAGUGCCGAGAUGAUGUUUGCAGGUUGUUUGCGUCCGAGUUAGAGAAAUCGGAGCCUAAUCUUCUACUUCUAAGUUUGGUUGUCGGAGCAAUUGAGGCGGGAUACUGCAGCAGCACUACUACGCACGCGUGCAAGAAAUUUAAGGUUGCUUGCAAUUGGGAUCGUGUCGACGAUGAUCCGUUUCCUUUGGAAAUGUCUCUAGUAGAAAUACAAUACAACAGGUUUUUGGCUGAGUUACACAACUUUGUUCUUCCUUCGAGACCUUUGCAAAAUCAUGAAGGAUACACUAUGCGUUCUACAAUCAAAAUGAUAGCAGACUUCGUGUGGAAACCAUUGUCCAACUCUUUCUACAAAGACAAGCCUCAUAUUCAAAGCAUUUAUAGUUUCAUGACACUGAGACUUCUUGAUUGCUUUGGCCUUGCUCUGACUGUUGUUGCUGCUUGUCAACAGCUUGGUCUUUAUGACGUUCACUUGGCUCUCUCUGAAGAUCAUGCUUGGAUUGUCUUUGACCAGAAUGGUCGUGAAACUGCUGAAAUUGCAUGGAUUGGAAAGGGAAAUGAUAAAAAGCGUGGACAGCCUAUUGAAAAGGAUGCUCCAGAUUACAAUUGGCUCUACUUGAAUGGACAUCCGGUGAUCUGCACACGUCACAUGGAAGCAGCCGCAAUAGCAACAUCAAUGAACCCUGGAAUCAACAGCAAAACUGACAGCGAACAUCAUGGACAACUGCAGCAAGCGUUGCUGUGGCUGUUCUUUGACAAGCAACACAUUGACAGGUAUCCAAUGGCUCAAGGCACGCUUGGAGACUUAGAAGAGAUUGAUGCAACUUUAGGUCGACCAUCUGCAGAGGUUGUCUUUCGACUAGGAAUCGAGGCAUCUUGUCUCUACUAUUCGAAUGCUCAUGUUUAUCCACAUACGUUCCUCGGCGGUUAUCUCUUCAGACAGGGAAGGUUCAAAGAAGCAAUGCAAUGCUGGAUGGAUGCCGCAUUUGUAGUCAGCAGCUACAGGUAUAAUAAAGAGGACUCGGAGGUGUACAAGGAAUUCUAUGAAAUAGUUCACGACUUUCUGCCUCAUAUUGUAAAGUCUCCUAGUGGCAAAGAGUUAAGAACAGAUACAGAGUUUUAUGCAAUGAUAUUAACUUUCUUUGAUCGAAUCUGUGUGUGGGAAAUGGAAAGCCAGACUCCUGUAGUUCACUCUGAUUGGGCCAAGAGUAUUCUCUCUGUUUUAACUAAAUUUCCAAGUACAGUCAGACAGAAAGCGCCAGACACCCAAAUAAAUGUAAUUUGUAUCAAGUCACAUGGAACAGCAUCUAAUGUACUACCACCGUGGAUUUCACUUGCCGCUCAGAAAGCGAUAGAUUGUGCUUGCCACAUGUCUCGAGUCUUGUGUGCUAAUCAUGGCCACGUUUGUGCAAGGAGAGCUGCCCUUCCCGAAUUGCAAUACGCGAAACAACAGUUUGAAAUUAGAUCAAAGAAACUGUUGGGCGUUUCAGACAUGCUUACCGUUGCAGAAAAACUCAAUGUGGCUGCACUGCAACUUCAGCUGACAGCUCUUUCACAGACUACAGAUAUUACUGUUGCCAGGAGUAGGAAAAGAAGGCAAAAUUGUCUAUGAAAUGGCCGAGACAAAUUACUUGUGUGCUAGGUGAAUUCAAUGCAUAAGUCAUGAAAUUGUAUCUUUAACUUGUAUAUGGUAUUUGUGUAUUAGCGGACUACAUAUGUAAUUUUGCGACACUAGCAUCUAGGCUGCUGAUUGUAGUAGCAUUGGGGACACUCUCUUUGUACUUUGUUUUAUCGUAUUGAGCAGCUUUCUACAGGCAAAUACAAGACAAA
This is a messenger RNA of Corticium candelabrum, 1874 nucleotides long. RefSeq names its product menin-like. NCBI's taxonomy places the organism in Eukaryota, Metazoa, Porifera, Homoscleromorpha, Homosclerophorida, Plakinidae. Gene Ontology annotation, molecular function: Y-form DNA binding; transcription cis-regulatory region binding; chromatin binding. Bases 1 to 1656 code for a protein of 551 amino acids. The transcript is spliced from 5 exons. The record is from RefSeq and is a predicted model, not a curated record. Gene Ontology annotation, biological process: regulation of transcription by RNA polymerase II; negative regulation of cell cycle; negative regulation of cell population proliferation. Gene Ontology annotation, cellular component: histone methyltransferase complex; nucleus; chromatin.